This is a messenger RNA of Panicum virgatum (switchgrass), 903 nucleotides long. Its product is annotated as beta-glucosidase 30-like. NCBI's taxonomy places the organism in Eukaryota, Viridiplantae, Streptophyta, Magnoliopsida, Poales, Poaceae. Gene Ontology annotation, biological process: carbohydrate metabolic process. Gene Ontology annotation, molecular function: beta-glucosidase activity. The transcript is spliced from 7 exons. The coding region runs from base 1 to 888 and encodes 295 amino acids. The record is from RefSeq and is a predicted model, not a curated record.
AUGGCGAGGCGGGCCCUCUCCGCUCUGCUUCUAGCAGCCCUGGCGUGCGACGUCGCGUACGCCAAGUUCGGCAGGUACAGCUUCCCCGAGGGCUUCAUCUUCGGCACCGGCUCCGCGUCGUACCAGUACGAGGGUGCUUACAAGGAAGGAGGCAAAGGCCCCAGCGUGUGGGACAUCUUCAGUCACAUACCAGAUGUAGCGGUUGACUUUUACCAUCGAUACAAGGAGGACGUGAAGCUCCUCAAGGACAUGAACAUGGAUGCCUUCCGGUUCUCAAUUGCCUGGACCAGGAUCCUGCCAACUGGCUCCCUGAGCGGAGGAAUCAACAAGGAAGGGGUGGCCUUCUACAACAGCCUCAUCAACGAGGUCAUCGCAAAUGGGCUGAAGCCAUUCGUCACCAUCUUCCACUGGGACACGCCCCAGGCCCUCGAAAGCAAGUACCAGAGCUUCCUCAGCGAGAACAUCAUCCAGGACUACGUGGACUUCGCGGAGGUGUGCUUCCGCGAGUUCGGCGACCGCGUCAAGUUCUGGACCACGGUCAACGAGCCCUUGUCGGUCGCGUCGCAGGGGUACGGCACUGGCGUCUUCGCCCCCGGCCGGUGCUCGCCGUUCAUCUCCGCGUCCUGCACCCCCGGCGACUCCGGCCGCGAGCCCUACGUGGUGACGCACCACAUCCUCCUCGCCCACGAUGCGGCCGUGGCGCUGUACCGCGCCAGGUACCAGGCGGCGCAGCGCGGGCAGGUAGGCAUCACGCUGCCGUCGCACUGGUUCGUGCCCAACACCGACACCGCCGCCGACCGGCGGGCCGUGCAGCGCUGCCUGGACUACAUGUACGGUUGGUACCAGGGCCCCCUCGUGCACGGCGAGUACCACUACCGGAUUCACUGACUUUGCUGAGUGACG